Molecule: messenger RNA, 693 nt
Organism: Corticium candelabrum
Lineage: Eukaryota; Metazoa; Porifera; Homoscleromorpha; Homosclerophorida; Plakinidae
Exons: 1
Coding region: 1-693 (230 amino acids)
Source: RefSeq, a predicted model, not a curated record
AUGAGAAUAUUGGUUUCAAGGCUUCUAAACAACGCGAAUUCCAAGCCGUUCUUGACUCUUAUCACUGCUACGGUAAAUCAAGCAGAAAGUAACUUACGAGAUAAAGCACGUCUCAACUCAGUCUCCGCCAGACAUUCCAGGGCAUGGCUUAUGGCAAUAUCUAACCAGAAAUUAGGACUGUUCAUGUCUCCUCAGAAAUUUAUGAUUGCUCUUCGUAUGCGGCUUGGCAUUCCUGUGUUUCCAUCUUCUCUUUCCAUCGUUCGGUGUUCUUGUAGUGCUGUCAUCGAUCCACAUAGAGAUCAGGUCUUGGGUUGUGGUCAUGGCUCACUAAGAAAUAAAAGGCAUGACACACUUUGUGACGUCAUUUUCAACACAGUUCUUGUUGACAACCGCGACUGCAAAAAGGAGCAACGGUGCAACAGCCACAACAAUGCCAGACCAGGGGAUGUGUUUCAUCCUGACGUCCUGCAGGGCCGAGCUGCGUAUUUUGAUGUGAGCGUUAGGAAUUCCCUACAGGCAUCAUAUCUUCAAGCUGUCGUAUUCAUCCGCGCCGUGGCAGACCAUCAAGCACAACUUCAAGUCACAAUUACGAGUGCAAUUCGAGAAGCAAUUAUAGCAGGAGGUGGAGCUCUUCUAGGUGCAUUUGUUGGUGGACCCCUGGCAUGGUUAUUGGAGCAACUGUGGGCAGUGUAG